GUGUGAAAUCCGCAUGCACUUACAAAAUGGGAAUAACAACAGAUUUACUGUUUCAUUUUGUUUUAUCUCCGAUUCAUGUCUGAAUGUGGUAACCCAAACGACUGUCAUUUAAUAUAAUUGUGUUCAAGUAUACAAAUACACCGUCUGGAGCUAUACAGAGCAUUUCAAAGAUGGCCCAUAGAAGUAAUGAAGAAGAUAAAAUGCCUCAUCUAAUUGAGUGUACAUCGGAUGAGUCUGAUGGGGAAACUCUCCCAAAGAGAGCCAGUAAUAUCAGUGAAGGAAUAGAUAUUUGGUUCAAACUUGCAAGAAAGGUUCGACAAAAGCAUGAGGAUGUUGCAAAGAUUCAUAUGUUAUCUUCGUUCAUGUUUGGCGAGGUCUACCAGGAUGAUCUCUGGCUAGAGUGGGCCGAGCAGUGCAAGAUUAGAUCUCCAAAUGCGGAUGAUCGAGUUGAUGAGUUGACAGAUAAGCAACUUGAGAUUAUUGACCAGCUAAUCAAAGCCAUGGACCUGCUCAGUAAACAACUGAGCAACAAGUCAUCCCUUAAGGAGGUAAUGGACUGCAUCCAAACAUGCGUAAGCAUGAAGAUGUCCUUAGAUGAUAUGCUGACACAUAUGGAAAAAUCAAAGAAAUUUUUCUCAGUUGCAUCUCAAUUAGACCUGGCUGAAAAGAGACCUUCGCAAAUGAUAGUGAUGCUGGCUGCUCUGCAAUACACUGACAGUAUUAAAAAGAUGGUGCUUGAGGGGAAGAGUCUCCCUGAUGAAUAUAAGCAAACUUGUAAUGCUGAUAAACAUAAUAUGGAGGAGUUGAAGAAGAAAGGCAAUGACGAGUUCCUGAAUGGCAAUUAUAAACGGGCAAUUACUCAGUAUACAAAAGCUAUAAAUCAGAGCCAUUUUAAUCAUGUGUUGUAUAGUAACAGAGCCCAGGCUUACCUGAAAAGUAAUGAACACCGCAAGGCAUUAUCCGACAGCAAACGCUCUAUAGUCCUAGAACCCACGUGGACAAAGGGUCACCACAGGUAUGCACAGGCCCUGUUUGAGCUUGGUAAGAAGUCCGAGGCCCUUGCAGCCAACAAGAGAGGCCUGGAUGUGUGUUCAAAGGGGGAUAAUAAGAUGGUGGAGCUAUUGGAACAACAGCGGAACACAUUCUCAAACGGAAGGAUUUCAACAGAAAAAAAGUCAAAUGAACCCAAGUUUAAGUUUGGAAGUGUUAGCAAUGGUUUCCCUAAAUCUGAUGAGAGCGACAGUGAUGUGCCUGAACUUGUGUCCUCAGACUCUGACAGUAUGGAUAGACUCACUGAUGAUGAAAUGUCUCCUGUCAAAACAAAGAAAGAAGAAAAAACUAAAACACAGCCCAAGGCAUGGAAAUCUAGAUCAGAUAAAAAGACUGAAACAGAUGAAGCCCCGCCACCUCUGCUCACAGAUUCCGAUUCUGAUGAUGAUCAUGGAAGACACAACAGGAAAUUACCACCAAGGCAGGAAGCUGAGCUUAUGAAAGGUAUAGAAGAAAGAGAAAGCAAGCGACAAGCUGAGAAAAAGCGACUACAAGCUGAGAAAAGGUGUCAACAAGUAGAUAGACUACUUUUGGAGCAGGAAAAACUGAAGAAGAAAGAAGCAGAAUUAAAAAAGAGAAAGCAAGAAGAAGCUAAAAAGCGGACAAAGAAAGUGGAAGAAGAGAGAUUACAGAAAAAAAGGGAAGAAGAGGCGAGACGGGCAGCUGAGAAGUUAAGGAAGUUAAUGACCCCAGAUGACAUUGAUCGCGAGAAAUUCAACAAUAUAUUAUGGCAGGGAAGUGAGGCCCUAAUAGAGAAGAGAUAUCGUAAUGCCAUUCAAUACUAUCAGGAAUGUCUGGAAAAAAUUGAGAAAAGAUCAGUCAAGUUCUACAAGCUUGAGGAUGAUCAAUAUCUUGUCCUGCUCUACAGUUAUGGUGUGGCAAAUGUGGACACAGGAUCACAAGUGGAAAUUUUGGAAGCAAUUUCUAAAUUUGAGCUGAUUUUGAAUCAGUACAAGCGCAUCAAGUUUCCUCUGGCAUACCUGGGACUUGGUAAAGCUAUGAUUAAACAAAACAGAUACACAGAUGCCUUGGUGCCCUUGAAUAAAGGGAUAUUUGUAGUGAAAGAUUCUGCAUCAUUUGGAGUGUACAACUGGCCUGGAACAUUGACUUUUAUAGAUGACACUCUACCUGGUAAACUUAAGAUUGCAUUUGAAUGUGCCAUGGAGACUUGUAAACACCCACCUAAACCUGAUGCCAUCUGUCGCUAUAGUGAUUGCCAUGGCUACUACAAAGUCCAGAUCUACUUUACUGAUCCUGACUUCAAGGGUUUUGUACGUACAUUAUGUUACGCUAACUGUGCAGUGGAUUUCCAUCCCACAUGCUGGAGAAAAGUGAAGUCUGCUGGGGGUGAAAAACUCUCUGACAAGGACUACCUGAAUUUGUCAUGUUUCACACCUGACUGUCCAGCUGCUAUAUAUAAGAUACAAGUCUAUGAGGAUACUGGCGAUGUCAAGAAAACAUUUGAAGCCCCUCCACUUAUACCAGAAAGAAAAAUUAUCAAACCACAGAAAAAGUUGCCUCCGUCAAGUCUUAAAGUUAUUGAAAGAAGACGUGAGCGGAAAGAGACGAGAAAACGAUUGAGAGCAGAGCAAGGAAAGAAAUCUCACUCUAUUAUUGAUGUUAUUGAUGACCUCAAAGAUGGUGCAAAUAGUGAAGCAACAAAUACUGAAAACAAAGAGAAUGACAAACCUAAUGAUAUUGGUUUUAAUGAAGCUGACACACUUCUGCCCCCCAUUGUUGACAGCAACUAUGUAACUGUGCUGAAGAAGGACGAAGAAGAGGAAGAUCUGUUUAAGGGUGUUAAGACAAAGUCUAAGAAGAAGAAAAAGGCUAAGACUCCAAGCGCAGUAUCCCUUACAGGUUAUUUCAGCCAAGGAAAGGGGCUUGAAGAUUUAGAAGAAGACAAUGGCGGAGCUGUGAAUGUAAAAUACUCAGAACUGGACAGUAAAAAUCCAUUUUCUGUCCCCGUACACCUUAAGCAAGAUAUUGCCAAGUUUGAGAGUGAAUACAGACCCCCGACCACCGCUGAAGUAUUACAGGCCAGGAACCUGGAUAAACUUCCAUCGGAAACAAUCAAUAUUCAGGAGAAUUUAUUCUCGUUCUUUGCUGGUUACUUGAAGGAACAUGGUCCCGUUGCUCUAGAUGACAUACAGCUACAACGUGAACUUGAUCUGUUCCCUGCCGAGGCUUUGGAGCUUAUUAAAUCUACUGGUGGACUUGGACGAUUUCUCAGGCAAUCCCUCCAGUUUGCUCUCAUGGACGAUGUUGUGUGCCUUAUGACUGACGCUGUUCAUGCGAAAAAAAUUGCAGAACAGCGUAAGCAAACAUUACGACAGAGUCAACUUGGACUUGACAAUUUCCCUGAGAUGGGAAGCAUAUCAAAUGCUAGUGUUAAUGUGGCACGUCAGGCCUCACUUGGCCUGGAGAACUUUCCUGAGAUAGGAAGUGCCCCUAAUGCUGGUGCUAGUAUUGCAUUCACACAGCAAAGUGUUAAUUCCCCUCGUGGUAUCAUGCCAACAAAACCAAUACCACGGCGGGAUAGCACAAGUAGCACAUCAAGCAGUUUGAAUUUUCCACCUUUCUCGGAGAUAUCUUCUGAACAUAGUUCCAGAUCAAACUCACCCGGAGCACCAAUCUUACCUGAUGGGAAACAACCACUUGGGAAUACAUCUAGGAAUACCCCUGUGCGUAAUCCAAGCCCAGGAUUAGGGCCCAUAUCAAAACCCCCAGGCAUUGUCAGUAACCCAAGCAUUAUAAACAAUCCCUUGAGUGCCACUGUAAGUUAUCUGAACAAUGGUCGGAACACAAACAAUGGUUUUAACCCAAAUGUGAACUUUCAAAUCAAUGGUAGCAACCAGAACAAUAGUCAUAAUAUAAACAAUGGUUUCAACUCAAACAGUGUGUAUGAUCAGAGCAGUGAUGACAAACAAAAGAAUGGAAAUACAAAUGUGAACAAUUUCCCAUCAGUGCAUUCAAGUUUAGAUUGGACUUCUAGUGAUCUAGUUACGGAAAAAAAGACAAAUACUGUAAUGACGUUAGGUUCAAUAGCAGAUACUGUUGUGAAAACCUCAAAUCUUGGGGAAGUAUUGAAUCCUCUACAGACACUGCCAAAUGCAGAAAUGACUAAAUCUUUUUCUAAAAGUGCAGAUCCAAAAACUAAAUCCAAUGAUAAGAGUCCUGGUUUGGGCUCUGAAAAUUUCAAAACUACUGAUUUAAACCAACCUAUAGGAGACAUAGGGAAAAAUAUUACACCUCCUAAUGUACCUGGUUUAAUAGAUCCAGAGACUCUAUACUCUGCCGAUCCCUUAGACAUUCUAGGCCCAGAUAGCAAAGGGAAAGGUCUGGAAAUGACAUAUGACACUCCAUCUGUUAAUACUUCUAACAAUAGCAAUGGAAGCAACAAACCAACCAAUGCAGACAUUGACACUGUCAAAGCAAAAUCUCCAAGCUUCGGUACAUCUGAUGAGAAAGAUAAAGAGGCAGUUGUGGAGGAUUUGCAGCGUCAGAUUCAGAUGAAACUAGCCGAGAAUAAAGCCACAGAGGUUUGUGAUGAGAAGAUAAAAGAACCCGAUCACCUAGGAAAUGAAAGGAAUAAUGAGGGCACUCCAACUGUUAGUGAAGAGAAUGCCACUAAACCUACUGACGCUAAAAGUGAAGAAAUCACAAGUAACGAAAUAGACAACAACAUGAAUAGUGAAAUUGAACAAGACAAAACAAUUGAAAAAACUCUAGAAAAUGAUUCUGAUAUUGAAACUAUACAUGCAUGGAGUAAAUUACCGGAGGUUAAAUAUACAUUGGGUACUUUUGAAGAUGAAAUAUCUCAACUAAAACAGAGCUUAAUAGGAGGUAAACCUGAAAUGUAUGCGAGAACUUCAAACCUAGGUGUAGAAUCAUGCAAAGAACAAAAACAGGCCAUGUCUGAGAACUGGGAUACAAUGAGCCCUAAAAGACUUGAUGAGAAAAUUGAGAGCCCUCCUGGGCAUGAAAACAACAAAGACACUGCUUUGCAGUCUAGAUUUACUCAGCAAAACUUUAUGGAGCAAUCUUCAUAUUCUUUGUUUGGAAAUGCAGGAUCAAUGAACCAGUCAGGAUUCAAAAUGAUGGACAAGUAUGAAAGUAUUGGUUCUAAAUUAGAUUCUGGAUUUGGUGAUUCUCAAGACUCAUUUAAAGCAAAUCUGUCACCUUUUGGAACUAGAAUGAAUUACAAAACGCCAUCUAUUGAAGGUAGUGAGAACUGGGACCAUGAAUCAUUGUCAAGUUUAAGUUCCCGUAAUUCAUCCCAUAGUGACAUCAGAUCUGUUUCUGCUAUUGGAGUUAUUGGUGACAAAUCCUCUAGAUUGAAGGCAUCUGCUCUGGCAGAAUCAGAUCUUGGAACUCAAAAGGUAAACCUUGAUCUGGAGGAGCCUGCUGUACAACUUGACGAUGAUCAUGAAUUUGCACGGGAGCAAACGGAGUUGAUUAUGAGAAAUUUAUCUGGUCACAUAGCCUUUAAUGACCCUUCUGUGUAUAAACAAGUUUACAAUGACAUUCUUAAGGAUUUAAAAAACCCAUUAUCCACAAAAACAAAAUCUGAGGAAUCUAAAUUGAAUAACCCUGAAACAAUUGUGAAAUCCCUCCCAGGUCCUGAAUGCGACAAAGCUACUCAGGCAGCCCCCAUUGUAUGUAACAAAGCCUGUAAUACUCUCAUAUAUGAACCUUAUAAACAUGAAUAUUUGGAACUGUUGAGAGAUCGCGAGAACAUGGCUGGUCAUUUACAGACCACUCUAGAUAAGUAUACCCAGUUACAGAAUGCAACGGGUAUGGAGAUAAGAAUGUUGAAGCAGUCUGUUGAUGAACUACAAUGCACCAAAGAGGAAUUAGAAAGGGAGCUAAAGGACACAACUAAGUCACUUAAGGAUGUAACAAAGAAGCAUAAAGAUGACAGGAAGGCCUUUAGUGAUGAAGUACAAGCAGUUAGGACUGAAAUCAAAGCACUUAAACCUCAACAAUUGAAGCUACAGAAUGAUAUUGCUGCCAGAGACCAGGACAUAAGUAAGUUAAAGGUUGAGUUGAGGGAUGCAAAGGGUGUCCACCAGGCUGUCAUGUCACAGUUGCAGGAAGAGAAACUUCUAGAAUGUUCCAGAGCUGAACAUGCUGAGGUGGAGGUGCUGCAGCUUAAGAGAAACAUUAAUAUUGAGAUGCAUGACAGGAGCAUCAAAGAGGCAGAUACCAGACUAUCACAGUUAGUCUCUAUGCUGAAAAAGGUACAAGAUUCUAACCAGCCUGUUCCGCCACCUUGGAUGAAAUUAUUGACUGACUGGAAGGCCAGGGCAGAUAAUCUUAGGAGCACAAAGGACAACAUUCUGGCAGUGUUUGAUGAGCAGAUUAAACUAGUUAAGUCUGGAAAAAACCUAGGCACACUCCCAGAAUUGAACAUACCCCCUCCACAACCUCCAUCUGAAUUCAUGAUGCGACCCCCUGUACCAUUGACUGCCAUGCCAGCUAGGAGGAUGGGGCCUCCACUAUCCAUGCCAUUGCGCCCCUCUGGUGCCACACCCUCUGGUAUACAGAUGCCCCCAGGAAUUACUCUACCAUCAAGUGCUUCCAUGCCUUCAAUGCAUGGGCCCCCAAGUGGAAGUGUAACACCCCCACCCUAUAUAUCCUUACCUCCAGGUGGUGUCAUGGCACCGCCAAAAUCAAGCUUUGAGAAAAUCAUGUUGAGGAUUCAGUCCAUGUUUCCUAAAUAUACAAGGACAGAGAUCACAAAAUUCAUUCAGGAUGUCCGUGCGGCACGGAGUGGUUCACUCUCAGGGAUGAGUCUUGAUGACAUCAUCCAACAUACCACAGAGCGUAUCUUACAAUGUCAAGUCACUAAUCAACAGGGAGGUGCUGUUAAGUCCCCGCCACCAGUAUUCACAAUGACUAGAGACCCCCGGAUGCCUGACCCCCCUUACCCCUCUCAAAGGAGCCGUGAAGCAACCCCUACCCAGGAGAUAUUCCAUGAGGAAGAGGACCCAUGUAUAAUUUGUCAUGAUGAGAUGACCAUACAGACAUCCCUGCUGUUGCGCUGUGGACAUAGAUUUCACGAGAGUUGUAUUAAGACUUGGUUCAAAGAACAGAGCACCUGUCCUACAUGUAGAGUAC
This is a messenger RNA of Owenia fusiformis, 7173 nucleotides long. The record is from the annotation of a GenBank genome assembly. NCBI's taxonomy places the organism in Eukaryota, Metazoa, Annelida, Polychaeta, Sabellida, Oweniidae.